Molecule: messenger RNA, 2792 nt
Organism: Suillus paluster
Lineage: Eukaryota; Fungi; Basidiomycota; Agaricomycetes; Boletales; Suillaceae
Product: chloride channel
Exons: 18
Coding region: 168-2534 (788 amino acids)
Biological process (GO): intracellular copper ion homeostasis; intracellular iron ion homeostasis; transmembrane transport
Cellular component (GO): early endosome; endoplasmic reticulum; Golgi apparatus
Molecular function (GO): voltage-gated chloride channel activity
Source: RefSeq, a predicted model, not a curated record
UUGAACCACCCGUCAGCCCUGCAGGCGACACUUACAUAGACCACCCAACGUACGGAGACGUACAGCCGCUUGGCAAUCCUUACGGCACAAAUGCACCGUCCGGUCAAAGAGUGCUGACAUAAUCGUCACUUUCUUACACGUUUCCCGCCGGACCACCGUCAGAUUUCAUGCACAUGACGCGAACUGGCGUACAGUAUGGAAGGCUCGAUAACAGAGAUUACGAGGAAGAGAUAGAGCAGAUUAGACGCUAUGAAGAUUUCACGACCAUUGAUUGGAUUCAAGACUCGAUAGUAGAACGAAACCGACGCAUACGCAAUGCAAAGGAAGCACAGGCAGCCCACCGCGGUCCUCGCGGCGAAAUAACACCUGUAUGGGUUUGGGCUCAGUUCUGGAGGUUUCUGAGCGCUGGGGAACCUUGGCUUGUAAUAAGUCUAGUUGGCAUUUUCAUCGGCGUGAAUGCUGCUCUCAUAUCAAUCAUCACGGAAUGGCUUUCGGAUAUCAAAAUGGGAUACUGUACGGACGGCUGGUGGUUAAACCAGCAAUUUUGCUGCUGGGAAGUUGAAAGUGAUGAGGAGUUUUGCCCCUCAUGGCAUCUAUGGAGUACGGCGACUCCAGCACGAUGGAUAAUAUAUGUCAUUUUCGCGGCUAUAUUCUCAUUUGUGGCGGCUCACCUUGUUCGCAGCAUGGCAAAAUAUGCUGCUGGAUCUGGCAUUUCAGAAAUAAAAUGCAUUCUAGCCGGCUUCGUCAUGCAAGGGUUCCUCGGGUAUGCAACCUUCUUCAUAAAGAGCCUUACACUUCCUUUAGUGAUUGCUUCUGGGUUGUCUGUCGGUAAGGAAGGCCCUUCGGUGCACGUCGCGUGCUGCAUUGGAGCUAUCGUUGCAAGUUGGUUCCAGCGGUUUUCUCGAAGUCAAGGGAAAAUGCGAGAAAUCAUCACUGCCGCCAGUGCUGCAGGAGUUGCAGUUGCUUUCGGGUCACCAAUUGGCGGCGUUCUGUUUUCGAUUGAGGAGAUGAGCCAGAUGUUUCGCAUCAAAACUAUGUGGAGAAGUUUCGUGUGUGCAUUAGUGGCGACGUUUACGCUAUCUGUCAUGAAUCCGUUCAGAACGGGAAAACUUGUACUGUUCCAAGUAACCUAUAGCCGAGACUGGCAUUUCUUUGAGAUUAUCUUCUUUAUCAUACUUGGAAUAUUCGGUGGACUCUACGGCGCAUUUGUAGUCAAAUUUAACAUGCAGGUAGCUGCAUUUCGUCGAAAACAUCUCGCCACACAUGGCGUUGCAGAAGCUGUUAUUCUUGCGACUCUGACUGCGAUUAUCGGUUACUUCAAUCGUUUCAUGCGCAUUGACAUGACAGAAAUGAUGUCAAUUCUCUUUCGUGAGUGUGAAGGAGGCGGAGAUCACGAUAAUCUAUGCCAAAUGGCUGUUCAGUGGCCCAUGGCAAACUCUCUCCUUCUCGCUACUUUCAUACGCAUGGGUUUAGUCGUGAUUUCCUACGGGGCGAAGGUUCCCGCAGGUAUCUUCGUACCUUCAAUGGCUGUUGGAGCAACUUUUGGACGGAUGGUUGGCAUCAUGGUAAAGGCAAUGUAUCGUGCUUAUCCUCACUCAGGGAUCUUUGCGGUGUGCGACCCGGAUGCACCGUGUAUUACACCGGGUACUUACGCCUUUCUUGGUGCCGCGGCAGCCCUUAGCGGAGUCAUGAGGAUAACUGUGACUGUUGUCGUUAUCAUGUUCGAGCUCACCGGGGCAUUGACGUACAUCUUACCGACCAUGAUUGUCAUCCUGGUAACGAAGGCUGUCGGCGACUUCCUUGGGACUCGUGGCAUUGCGGACGAGGCAAUUCGAUUCAACGAUUAUCCGAUCCUUGAGAAGGAGGAACAUGGGUUCGACGUCUCAGUUUCGGAGGUCAUGAAGAAGGAUCUGGAUAUUCUGUUUGCAUCUGGGAUGCUUGUCUCUGACGUUGAGCGAUUGCUAGGAUCUACCAAUGUGAAAGGUUUUCCGAUAGUUGCUUCGGAAUCAUCUCGAACGCUUGCCGGGUACAUGGGCAGAACCGAGUUGCGAUAUGUACUAGACAAGGCCCAAGGCGUUGGGGGCAUAUCUCCGAACACGUCCUGCGCUUUUACUAGACAAGCAUCCGACCAAGAGGACUUUGUUUUAUCAGACAUGACUUCUGGAUCAGCUCUUGGUGUAGAGGAAGAGGUGGCAACAGAACUUAUAGAGACGAGUGCGACUAUCGACGUGCUUAAACUCUGGCCUUGGGUGAACCAGACACCCCUUACCGUAUCUCCACGGCUACCAUUGGAGAUAGUAACGCAAUUGUUCAAGAGAAUGGGUCCUCGGGUGAUACUUGUCGAGGAACACGGGUUGUUGAAAGGCCUGGUAACCGUUAAAGAUGUCCUGCGGUUCAACGCAACCGAGCAGCCUAUUGGAGACCGGAAUUGGGAUGCGGGUGAACUGGAAGGUAUUCUUGAUGUUAUGUGGAACUGGGCAGUAGGGAUUGCGGAAACUUCCAUGGAGUGGUAUCGACGUUUAAUACGUCGGUGAGGCUGCCAUGGGUUUUUCUACUCACUGUCUUAAUAGACCUAUGUACUCUCGCAUACUUCCCUGUCCUUGUAUCAGUCGAUAAAUGUGGAUGAAUACGGUGGGGUCGAGCUCAAGAACAUGCUGGUCCUCCCAAAUUGAAGUGAGGCCUAAAAGCAAUCCAUGUAAAUAUUUACUUAAUGUAGAUCUAGGCAUCCACAAUGAAACGAUCCGAGGCAGUUACGAACAGAAAAUAUGCUACCAAACGCGACAAGGAAGUCA